AUGGUUGGCAGGCGUUGGUUGGGACGAAGAGAUUCAACAAUCGUUUUGGCAUGGCUACGACAACUCCCAGUCAGAUUCAAACCAUACGUAGCGAACAGGGUGAGUUACGUACAACAGAAUAGUGACCCGUCUGCAUGGCAUCAUAUUCCUACGGCACAUAACCCAGCAGAUUGUGCUAGUCGAGGAUUAACACCUUCGCAGAUACAGGCUCAUACACUCUGGUGGACGGGCCCUGGUUUUCUUCAACAAGGCAAUCUAUACAAUACGGCAAGUGAACCAUUAUGCUCACAAGAUGAUCUUCAAAACUUACGGCAGGAAGAGAGGUUACCGGUUGUGACUCAUACACGCAUUGAGAACAUGGGCUUGCUCAUGACGCGACGACGAGAUGGUCUCGCGAUCAAUUUCCUGGAUCGAACGAAUUCCCUCACGAAGAUAAAACGGAUUAUGGCUCACAUUCUUUACGCACUUUAUGCUGGCAGCAAGAAGCGAGUAACAUACGGUUCCGAAAUAUGCAGUGUGGAGCGAUUACAUCAGGCAAUGCAAGCGAAGAACUUACCAGGCUCCAGCACACUCAGUUCAUUGAAUCCAUUUAUCGAUGAAGGCAAUAUUUUGCGAGUUGGUGGCCGGAUCAAACGGUCGACAUUGGAUGCGAAUCAAAGGUUUCCAAUUAUCCUAUCGAGAGAAGGCAAACUAGCAUAUAUGAUUGUGGCUGAAGUACAUCGCACAACUUUACAUGGUGGUGUGCAAUUAAUGUUGCAGAUCAUUCGACAAACGCAUUGGAUCAAAGGAGGCCGGGCACUUAUUCACAAGCAGCCGUGUAAACAACUCCAUUCAGACAAUGGCACAAAUUUCCAGGGUGCAAAUCGUCGUAUGGAAGAGGACUUAGAGGCAUGGCACUGCGAGCAUGUGAAACAACAAUUGACGCAUCGUGGUACAACGUGGCACUUCAUACCACCAUCAGCCCCCCAUCAAGGUGGCAUAUGGGAGGCAGCUGUGAAGUCAGCAAAAAGGCUUAUUGUACGAGUAGUUGGCAGUCAAACUAUGAGCUAUGAACAAUUUAAUACUUUGCUCAUCCGAAUCGAGGCUUGCUUGAACUCUAGGCCAUUGGUGGCUUUGUAUGAUGAUCCAGACGACAAGCUAGCAUUAACACCAGGCAAUUUUCUUACGUGUGGUCCAAUUAUUGCUCUACCUGAACCCACAGUCAUGAAUUUACCAUUGAAUCGCAUUAAGGAAUGGAAUUUAGUUCGAUGA
Eupeodes corollae is the source of this 1251-nucleotide messenger RNA. RefSeq lists its product as uncharacterized. Gene Ontology annotation, molecular function: nucleic acid binding. Lineage: Eukaryota; Metazoa; Arthropoda; Insecta; Diptera; Syrphidae. The record is from RefSeq and is a predicted model, not a curated record. The transcript is spliced from 3 exons. The coding region runs from base 1 to 1251 and encodes 416 amino acids.